AUGUGGCCUCAAGGGGCCGCCUUUGUGGCCCUGCCCCUCCUGGGGCCCACCCUGGUCUGGCUGCUCACCCAUCAUUGGAUGUCUGGUUGGUGUGACAGCCUGAGAAAGCUGCCCUGGUGCCCAUCCCACAGAGUCUUGUUGCUGGUGUGGACAGCCAUCUACUCUAUCACGGGAUAUGCCUCCUACCUUGUGUGGAAGGACCUGGGAGGGGGCUUUGGGCGACCCCUGGCCCUGCCUCUCGGCCUCUAUGCUGUGCAGCUCGCCAUCAGCUGGACUGUCCUGAUUCUCUUGUUCACAGCCCACACCCCCGGUCUGGCCCUGCUGCACCUGCUGCUGCUCUUCGGGCUGGUGGUGAGCACGGCACUGAUCUGGCACCCCAUCAACAAGCUGGCUUCCCUGCUCCUGCUGCCCUACCUGGCCUGGCUCACCGUGGUUUCUUCCAUCACCUAUCGCCUGUGGAGGGACAGCCUUUGUCCAGAACACCAGCCCCAGCCCACAUGGGAGAAGAGUGACUGA
Molecule: messenger RNA, 516 nt
Organism: Globicephala melas (long-finned pilot whale)
Lineage: Eukaryota; Metazoa; Chordata; Mammalia; Artiodactyla; Delphinidae
Gene: TSPO2
Product: translocator protein 2
Cellular component (GO): mitochondrial outer membrane
Source: RefSeq, a predicted model, not a curated record